Molecule: messenger RNA, 8859 nt
Organism: Falco peregrinus (peregrine falcon)
Lineage: Eukaryota; Metazoa; Chordata; Aves; Falconiformes; Falconidae
Gene: GABRA4
Product: gamma-aminobutyric acid type A receptor subunit alpha4
Exons: 9
Coding region: 188-1852 (554 amino acids)
Biological process (GO): signal transduction; chloride transport; monoatomic ion transmembrane transport
Cellular component (GO): dendrite membrane; postsynapse; synapse
Molecular function (GO): benzodiazepine receptor activity; GABA-A receptor activity; GABA-gated chloride ion channel activity
Source: RefSeq, a predicted model, not a curated record
GAGAGUUAACGGUGCGGGGAAAGUCGCCUCUCCUCCGCCCGUGCCGGGCGCCUGGCAACCGGGGCGCCGCGCAUGUAGGGCCGCCGGGGGCUGCCGCCGCCGCCGCCCCCCCGCCGGGCCCCGCGACCCCCUCCCCGCCCCGGACAAGGCGUCUAAGGUGCCCAGGCGUGAAGUAUGGCAUGCAAAGAUGGUUUCUGCCAAGGAGCCAGCCAUCGCCAUGUCCUCGGGUCUCUCCAUCGCCCUCCUGCACUGCCUGUGCCUGGCGACGUGUCUCACCGGGCCGCCAGGGCAGAGCAAAAAAGAGGAGAAAUUGUGGCCGGAGAAUUUCACCAGCAUCCUGAACAGCCUCCUGGAUGGCUAUGACAACCGGCUGCGACCGGGAUUCGGGGGUCCUGUUACUGAAGUCAAAACAGAUAUAUAUGUCACCAGUUUCGGACCUGUUUCUGAUGUAGAAAUGGAAUAUACGAUGGAUGUCUUCUUCCGUCAGACAUGGGUAGACAAAAGAUUAAAAUAUGAUGGCCCUAUUGAAAUUUUAAGACUUAACAACUUGAUGGUUUCGAAGGUGUGGACUCCUGACACUUUCUUCAGGAAUGGGAAAAAGUCUGUUGCACAUAAUAUGACAGCCCCAAAUAAACUCUUCAGAAUAAUGAGAAAUGGCACCAUCCUGUACACAAUGAGGCUUACAAUAAGUGCAGAGUGUCCCAUGAGAUUAGUGGAUUUUCCCAUGGAUGGUCAUGCUUGUCCUCUCAAAUUUGGGAGUUAUGCUUAUCCAAAGAGUGAAAUGAUUUAUACCUGGACGAAAGGACCUGAGAAGUCAGUGGAAGUUCCUGAGGAGUCUUCCAGUUUAGUUCAGUAUGACCUGCUUGGGCAUACAGUAUCCACUGAAACCAUUAAAUCUAUUACAGGUGAAUAUAUUGUUAUGACAGUUUACUUCCACCUCAGACGGAAAAUGGGUUAUUUUAUGAUUCAGACCUAUAUCCCUUGCAUUAUGACCGUGAUCCUUUCUCAAGUUUCAUUUUGGAUAAAUAAGGAAUCCGUUCCAGCUAGAACUGUGUUUGGAAUAACCACAGUGUUGACAAUGACGACACUGAGCAUCAGUGCAAGACACUCACUGCCCAAAGUAUCCUAUGCUACUGCCAUGGACUGGUUCAUAGCGGUCUGCUUUGCCUUUGUCUUCUCUGCUCUUAUUGAGUUUGCUGCUGUCAACUAUUUUACUAAUAUUCAAGCGGAAAAAGCCAAAAGGAAGACGGUAAAAUCCCUUCUUGAAUUUCCAGUUGCUCCAGUACAAAGAGAAAGAAGUACGGAAGAGACACUCUCGAGUACAGAUGCCAAUUCAAAUGUGAGGAAAAGAACGAAUGCCACAGUACAGUCCGAAGGUGAUGGUGGGAGCCGAAUUGACACAAGGCACAGCUCCAUCCACCCUCCCUCUGUAGCUCAGGGGUCUUCUGACAUUACACCCCACUCCCUUUCUGCAUCAAGUCCCAACCCUUUCACACGCAUCAAUGCAUCAGAGACUUUAUCUUCUGCAAGAGCUACCCCUCCAGCUCCUCCUUCUACCCCAAUUUUAACUGGAUUUGUAUCCCAGCAUGCCACAGCUGGAUCCCCUUCCAUUCAGCACUUGCUUGGAUCUAGACUGGAGCAGAUUCAGACCACCUCACCUAACACAUUAGGAGCAUCUGCAAAGCCAUCUGCUGUCACACCACCUGCUCCCCCCGCCUCCCACUCUGGCACGAGUAAGAUAGACAAAUAUGCACGCAUUUUAUUUCCUGUUACCUUUGGAGCAUUUAACAUGGUCUACUGGGUGGUGUAUCUAUCCAAGGAUACCAUGGAAAAAUCAGAAAGUCUAAUGUAGUUUUGCUGCUAUGUAGUAGUUCCUAAAUUAUACUCACAUCUGAUGCAGAGUUUCUUCUUUUGAAACUAUUUAAAAAGGUCAGUAAUUCUUAUUUAUAAAAGCUGUGUGCUACUUUCCCAUUGUAAAGGCUGGAGUUAUUGGGGAUAAUUAGUUAACUCCUAACAAGAGUAACGGGUAACAGAUUGGUCUUCCUCCCUUCAGCUGGCAGUGAACCAUCACUCUUUUCAGACAGGCUGCUCUGGCUACACAGAACUUGCCUUUGGGAGGAACACCUAAACCAAAUCAAAUCAAAGGCAGAGGUGCAUAGCUGUGCAGUGGAACACAUCUUGACUGCUAGGAAUACUCACGUUGAUUAUUACAAAGCCCUGAGGCACCCAGCACUGCUAUCUGGAGACAGCAUUGCACUCUUGGAGUGCAAGGUCCGUGUCCUGAACAUUUUGACAGUGCUUGCUAGAGAGGGUCUUGCCCUGCUAGAUCAAAAUUUGCAGAAUGGGGGGAAGAAAAUGAGCAGUGGAAAAAGAAAAGGGAGUCCAGCCUGGGAGAGUGCAACUCCAGAAAAGUUAUGCAAAGGAGUUGUAGAGCUCCAUAUAUUUUUACUAAGCAUUAUUUUGCGUUGCAACCUGGGAAAUUCUCACUCUGGAAUAGGAAUGAGCGAACCUUGUAAAAUCUGAAAUCCGAUGUAAUUCUCAAAAUUGGAGAUUUUUGUUUGGUAAGGUGAUCUUAAGUUUUGUGAUUCCCUUUUGACCUUGCUGACCAGCUUGAGUGGAUUUAUUUCUAAAUUACAUCUGUUGCGGUAGAUGAGGAUUAGGCCCACAAUGUUCAGCCUUUUAUUUGAAUUUGUUGUUUUUCCUUUGGAUGCUUUGGGGUUUGCCCCCCCUUCUCCCAUUUUUCAGUCACACUCCUCUGAUUUGAUUUGAACACAUAUUUCUCUCCCUUAUAUAAUGUGUGUGUCAAGAAAAAUUUUCAACACUGUUUUAAAAGUGGCUUCAAAACUCAGCAAAGCAAAAUUUCCUCUGCUCAGAGUGUGGCUAUGGCACGUCUUUGAAUGAAUGAAUGACACAGCCUUUUGUGAAGGAAUGCUGUGACGUAAUUAAGAAAAAGUUUCUAGGUGAAGCUUGGGGGAAAAAAAAGUUUCUGUUUAUGAUCUGUUUGUUUCUCUUAAACUAUGGCAUAAUAAGCGCUUUUCCUGCCAGCUCUAAUUGCAAUAUGCGAGCAGGCAACUUUAAUAAAGAACUGAAUACUUUAAACCUGAUAGAAAUCUUGAUCAGAGAUGUUCUUCUCAGCAGAAUGGGUGGAAGAUACACUGGCAAUAAUUCUAAAAAUGUUUGUACAGAUCCAUCUGGUUAGGCAAAUGGUUAACAUUUCUGUGCAAGUGACAAGUAAAAAUCAAAAGCCAAAUUCUCGGCUGUGAUCUGGCUGUGCCUUUGGAGGUUCUGGACUAAUCCUUAGCUUCAGUUGACUGGAAUAGCAGACUGAUUGCCUGUUAUCAAAGUUUUAUGCUGUGGCGGGCAGAUCAGGUGAAUGUUGAGUGGUUCUGUACCCAGGUAAUGAUCAAGUGAAUGGUGGAGACCACAAGGUGCUGGGGUAAUUGUGGGUAUACAUGAGGCUGCCCUAGACUAUGCUGGGACAAGAAUCAGAGUAAAAAUACCUCGUAAUGGUGAAACUGUGGCUGUAUCUUUGUGCCUCUUUCUUUUAGCCAGUUCAUAGCUGAGAAUCUGACCUUUUAAUUUACAGGACCUGGGAGGCUGCAGAUGUGUACUACAGCAUAUAGUAUGGAUCCCAGGCUGCUAUUUCAUGUAUAACAUUGGAAUGUUGGUGAUAGAAUGCACUGGAUGUGGGAACGUCUUAUAUGACUUUAUUAUGAUGUAGUGAUAUAAACAGUUACCUUAGUCUUUUGUUACUUAAGUUUUAUCUCAGAAGGCCACGUAUCAUCCUUUCCUUUUUGCCUUUCACAUCUGGAAGCCUGAGAUUACGACACUCCCUAGAAAACCAUUAUGCAUGCCAUAGCACAGAACUGGAAAUGGAGCAGCCAUGCCAGACGUCGAACUGCAGUAGUUUGCACCUUUGGAAGUAUCUGUAGUUGCUGUAGUUGUUUCUUCCCUAAUUUGGUCACAUCAUUGCAGAUUGUCAGAAUGGAAGAUAAUAUACAAGAGAUUGUUUGUUUAUUUUGUUUAGCCAGAAGUAACAAAGCUAAUCUGGCAAUUACUGACCAUAAGUGCACAAAUCAUGAAAUAUUUCUAUGAAGAAUAAUGGCCUUCUGUGUUGAGAACCUAGUGUUUGUACUGGAAGUUACUGAAAUUACUCUUUGCUUUCCUCUCUGAUGGAAACCAAGGAUGUUUUCUCUCAGGCAGAGCUUUAAACAAUUCACUAGAAACAGCUGUCUCUUCCUUCCACCCAUGCCCAUAAUACUGAUUGUAUAACCAGCUUUUUCAGUGUAUUGUUUGGUAGAAUCAAUGCUGGUUCAGGCUAUUUGACCAAGAACAAUCUAAAUGUGGUCUUUGGAUUCAUUUGUAGUUCCUGUUUCAUUUUGAAGACUUAUAAGGAGGAAAAAAGGAUUGCAAAAAUUAAUAGAUUCCAAAUAUUUAUUUCUGUGCUUCCAUUUUGGAAAAACAUUUUAAUGAUACCACAGGAAAAAAUAUUUUUAAUAUGUCAGCCUAUUUCUGAAGUACCUUCCAACACUUGCAUGCCUACCUACAUUCAAAAUGACGUACAUAUAAAAAAAAGUCUCAUCAUGAGUCUAGGGUUUAUUUAUUGCACUGUGCUACAUUUUUGUGUUAUAGCCUACGAAGAAAUUACCAUAACUAGCAUUUCAAAGUACUUACAGACAAGUAAAUAGGAAUUUGUUGUUAACAGUGGUUUUUCAUUAUAUUUAAUUUCCUUGUAGAGUGAUCAGAAGCAGUAAAGAGCUUGCAGUAUACUCAGUAAUACUGGCAGGUUCUGAAUACUGCGUAAUUCAGAAGCACAGACAAAAGCAGGAGUAUGCUAAAUAUAGUGGCCCAAAUGUUCAGUGCUGCUGACUAAAAUCCCAAGGGAUGAAUGUUGCAGGUGUCAUUUCAGUGACCAAGUGGCUUAUUUUAGGGAUGGAUUUGAGUGAGAUGAACUCUACGGGAGGUUUUUUUUUUUCAUUUCUUCCCCCCCACUUGCCUUUGUCAGAGAAUCCUUUUUUGACAGUAACGUAGUGAUUUAAAACUCACCAAACACUUCAGAUAAAUCAUCUCUAUCAACAGGAAAGGAAACUGGAUAGAAAGCCAAAAAACCUCACCAGGAAACAGAGCUAGAUCGUCACUGGCUGCUGUUUCCUCGGAGACAUUGUUACCAACAGCAGAACUCCCACAGAUUGCCGUGAUGCAGCCCCAACCAGUAGCACAGUCAUUUGAGAAAACCAGUUAAAAACUCAGUUCAGGAAGGUUGGUUCAGAUUCCUUCACAGGAACAGAAGUGUAUUCUAUAGUCAGUUGCGAGCAAUGUCAAAUUUUUAGCAGCCCAUAUUAACAGGUGCCACUAAAACUGCAAAAAUAACGAAUCCAGGGCAAGAUGACAAACCCAGACCUCAGCUCUCCAUGGUGACCUGAGCCCUUACAUCUCACCUGUGGAACUUGAGUCUGUUUCUCUUCCUCUAAAAUGGACUCGUCUCCAUCAAAUGGAUGUUGGUGGCGCAUUUUAUCUCCCAUGUGUCUUUUAAGGGGAAAAAAAGUAGACCUUGUAAACUGUUUAGUCAUGCCCCCUACAUUACCCUGUGAUCAGGCAAGCAGACCAUAUGGUAAUUGAAUGAAAGAGGUAAAUAAUUUAAUAGGGAACGUGAUUAGAGCUUUUCUAUUAACAGCAGCUAAAAGUUACUGAUUACAGUGUUCAAGCAUAGCCUUUGGCAUCUCAUAAUUUUAAUCAUUCAAGGAUGGACCUUGCAAAAAAUUGGGGAAACAAAGUAACUGUAUUUAGUAGGAUUUAACCAGUAUUUCUACAGAAAAGUGAAUGAACUCAGCUUUUCAGUAUACACAGAAUUCUGUCUCCUUCCAUUUCCUUGCAUACCUUCUGUAUGUCAUUUGGCUCCCGUGUACCUUAUGCUGUAGCACAGUGUCUGUGUGCCAUGUGAGAACAUCACAGCGUACAGUGUACAUUUAUCUAGUUUAUCCAGAGCUAACAUUGUGAUCUCCCUUGUGCUAUUGGAAGUGGAGGGAAGGCCAGAAUGGAAGAAAUGACCACACAGGUCGUGUAAGACACAUAUGUUGGGCACCUUGGAUGUUUUCCCAUCAAUGCUACAGAUUUCCUAAGAGAAUCUUUCUCCAUGUGAGAAGCUAGAGCACAGUUUCUGCUGUAGCACAGUCUCCCUCCAAAUCCCAAAAGCUUCCAAGAGAUCUAUUUAGAAAGCAGAGUAGAUCACAGACUUUGGACGCUGGCCUCCAGAACUUUUGCUUGACCCAAAAGAUGUAGGAGGAAAGAAAUUUUGGUAUUUCCUUGUCUUCCUGGGACUUGCCAGUAGGGCUUGGCUGCACUAAAAUGGGUAGGUGUGUGGUAGCACUGUUGUGAACCGCAGUACAGACAGCUGAUGAAAUGAGUCCUUGGUUUUAUUUAAUCCUGACAUUGAAUAACAAAAAAAUGGCAACUGCAGUGUUGAGAAAUCUAGGUGAAGUAUAGUAUUUACAGAUGAUAUGGAUAAAGGCAAGGAUGGCCAAGGCUGUAGGAGUAUUGCAAAGCUGCAGAACUACGUUGCAUUAAGUUUGUGGAUGGUCAGUGAGUGGGGAGAACAGGAGGUACUUCUAUGCAGAGUCUGACAAGCAUAAACCAAUACAGCAUAAAGUUGGAGGAGCAAAACUCUAUAAAUAAAAUUUCUUACUCAGUGAAAAUCCAAAAGGUAAAUAGCCUUAUGGAGGUCAGUAUUAAUCGCAGCUGCCCCCACCCCCCAAAACAAGGAAAAAUCCAGGGGAAAAAGAAAGCAGUUAAGUGACAACAGCAUCUUUUCUCCCCUGAUAUUUUUUUUUUCCCAAGACUUUAUAUUUCCUUUACUAUGUGAUUUGAAGGUAAGUAUCAUAUAUAUAUAUUGUUGUGAGGACCUGUACUGGUGUCCACUGAAAUCAAUAUGUGCUUUUCAUUGACUUCAGUGCACUUUAAACCGGAGGGAAAAUGCACCAUUUUGAAAGAGUCUGAUAUGAGUUAACUUGUACAGUCUUCAUUUGUAGGUGUCUCCUCAGAGUGAAGAUGUAGCUUUUUUGGAGAAUAUGAGCGCGGUGAGCAGUUUCAGCAUGUUCUGAGUAAAUCAGACUCUGAAAGUAAGUUUUUGCCACAUCCCAAGCAAGUGAGGGUAGUGCGAAGUACAGAUUAUUCUCUCUUUGCUGAUGCUAUGUACUGUGUUCUUAGCUGGAGGGAACAAAAAAUGAAAUUAUUGUAAAAUUGGUAGAAUUUGUAAAAAAUACUUUAUUUUCAUGUGAAUUAGACAGUGUGGUAGGUAUUUAUUUCAGAAUUGACUGCCUUCUACUCUGUAACUUAGUGCAUCUACAAGUAUCUCUUAGACUUUCUUAUGCUUUUUGCGUUAUUCCACUAGAAAGGACUUCAAAGUAAACCAGUUACUAUCCACUGCAGUUCACUACAUUUUUUUGUCAUAAUUCUAUUUUCAUUUUCUUGUGCAAGAGAAACUGAGAGCAUGAUAGCUUCUUUAAAAAUAACAGCAACAAAAAUAAAAAGCCUUGGAGAUUCCCUUUUUAGAAAACCAUCAAAAACUCCCAUCAAUUAUUCAAUGCUCUUUUUAAAUAAUACCAUAGUUUUAACAUUUAAAAAUACUAAUGUGAUCGCAGCCUGGAUACCUCUCUCUCUCUAUAUAUAUAUGUAUUUGUAUGUAUCCAUUCAGAUAAUAUGAAAUCCCUGAAUUGUAAGGGAGGCAGGCUCAAGAUGCACUUGCAAGCAGUCUUGUUUUAAAAGACUGGUUUUCUGGAUGGAAAGCACCUUAUGAGGUAGAGUUUUGUUGUUUGGGGCUUUUGUUUGUUUGUUUUCUUUUAAGUUAUCUUCAUAUUGCUAUUUUUAAGAAAAAGAUCCCAAGGAAAAAUACAGUAUUACUAGUUAACCCUCAGCUAGCCCAGAGAUCUAGGUUACUUCUCGCUGGUGGUCUUGUUGAUCUCCUUCAACAUUGUCUGUGUGUUUUUGUGAAUGUUAUAUCCAUGUUGCUUUUAACUGACAUAGCACUCUCAGGGUGAUCUGAUGGCAUAAAGAAGCAUUUAAAGAAACAAUAGUUGUUUGUGAAUGUGUUUCCAUCCUUGGAAGAAACCUAACUGGAGUUUGGUAGAAGAAGCAGGUGACAGUAUGAAGCACUUAGCUGGACUUCUGAGCUUGAUGCGUAACAAAAUUUAGUUGAGUACUGCUUUCUCUUGCCUCAUCAUUUUGUGCUGGUGGCUUAUCUCCAUGGUAAGUAAAGAUGCACAAUGUUGUAGGACUCAGAAGUCCAAAAUAUGUAGAAGUAUUUCUUCAAAGUGCUUUUGGAGUAUGGGAUGGUUAACCUGAUUACUAACAGUAACUUCACAGUCUGCUUUACAUUUGCAAGCUUGAAAAUCUCUUGUUCUGCUAGAAUGGACCAGGUCAUCAAAUGAAUAAAAUGUCAUCAAUAGAUUAUUCUGUAUGUAUAUGUAUUUCAUUUUUUGUUAAUUUGUGGCAACAUUCUCGGGCACCAGGUCAGUGGUGGAGAUCUGAGAAGUUUCAGAUAAACAGAGUUCUUUUAGAAUUACCUGAAAAUAUAAUUUUGUCUCAUAGAAGCAUGCCUUUGCUGAUCCAUACCAAUGGCACAUUCAUGGUGGAAAUAAAUCCACUUGUGCAAAAUCCUGGCCUUGAGUAUUUAACCCGUAUUUGGAGGGCUCAUAAUGCACGUUGGGCAGGUCAGGACUCGGGGCACACUUACUCUAAGAGGCUUCUGGACUGGAGCUGGCUAUGUCCUGCCAUCCUCUGAAGCAGUCAGCACCAGACAGACCACAAGCAGAAUCCAGGUUGGUUUUUUUGGGUCAGUGUUUUGGUUCUUUUUUUUUGUUUUGU